AUGAGUGGGUUUCUUCUCCUGGGGUUUUCUGCAAAACCUGAACUAGAAAUCUUCUAUGCUUCACUGUUCCUCGUUCUGUACUUGUUGGCUUUAUCUAGCAACAUGCUCAUCAUCACCACCACGUCCCUGGAUGACAGUCUCCAGUCCCCCAUGUAUUUCUUCCUGAAGCAUCUCUCCUUUCUGGAUCUCUGCUAUAUUUCCGUGACUGUGCCGAGAUUCAUUUACAACUCUUUCAUGCACAGUGGGAAUAUUUCCCUCUGGGAAUGCAUCGUGCAGUGCUUUGUGUUCACCCUCUGUGCUGUUGCCGAGAUGGCCAUGCUCACGGUGAUGUCCUAUGACCGCUAUGUGGCCAUCUGUCUUCCCCUGCACUAUGAUGUCAUCAUGAAUGUCAGAACCUGUGUCCAAGGAGUUGCCGGAGUCUGGGUCAGUGGGACCAUCUCUGGAGUCAUGCAUGUGGCAGCUACAUUCUCCAUCCACUUCUGUGGUCCUCGUGUUAUUCACCAGUUCUUCUGUGACAUCCCCCAGCUCCUGAAACUCUCCUGCUCCAAUGAGUAUCUGGGUGAGGUUGGUGUCAUUGCCUUCCUGGCUGUGCCGGCAUUUCUUUGUGUCAUCUUUAUUGGGUUCUCCUAUGUGCACAUAUUUUCUUUUGUUCUGAGGAUGCCAUCUGCUGAGGGCAGAGCCAAGGCCUUUUCCACUUGCCUCCCCCACCUUGUUGUUGUCUUAUUAUUUAUUUCUACUAGUGUUUUUGAAUAUUUGAAACCUCAUUCUGACUCUCCAACUGCUUCAGACUUUGCUCUUACUAUUCUUUACACAGUUGUCCCCCCAACAUUCAAUCCAAUAAUCUAUAGUCUGCGAAAUAAAGCUAUCAAAAGACUUUUGAAAAAGUGUUCAUCAUCUACUGACUAUGUCCAGAGGUAUUUCUGCCAGCAUCCGCUGCAUUUUGAGAUUGGCUUGUGUGCCUCUGGGAUCAUGGCCGUUCAGGAGCGGAGGAGCCAAUCUUGGGCAGCCACUGGGGGAGUCUCAUCUGAGCAGGGAGCAGGACCGGUUCCAUCCCAGCCCCCACUCCCAUCCACUUGCCCCAUCACUGUAAGCUCCUACCUCUCUGUCCAAUUGGCUCUGAAAGGUGGCAAUCAUCAUGCUGCUGCAACGGUAAUCACAGUUGCCCAGAGUCCAAGGUUAGUUUUGCUGUUUGGUUCUUGUCUCUACCUAAGAGGAAAACCAACUGGUAAUUUUCUUUCAGUCCAAGGAAAAGUAUUGAGUGAGAAGCAAAAUCAUCGGGAGCUUCUGCCCUUUGGCAUGACAGAUAUAGAAACCUGCCCGAAUAGCCGCCGUGUGGCUGUAGUGAUGUGUAACCAGGAAGGUUGA
Sorex araneus (European shrew) is the source of this 1365-nucleotide messenger RNA. Its product is annotated as olfactory receptor 14J1-like. The transcript is spliced from 4 exons. Gene Ontology annotation, molecular function: G protein-coupled receptor activity; olfactory receptor activity. Gene Ontology annotation, cellular component: membrane. NCBI's taxonomy places the organism in Eukaryota, Metazoa, Chordata, Mammalia, Eulipotyphla, Soricidae. The coding region runs from base 1 to 1365 and encodes 454 amino acids. The record is from RefSeq and is a predicted model, not a curated record. Gene Ontology annotation, biological process: G protein-coupled receptor signaling pathway.